CUCAAACAGGCUCAACGUCCAACGGAAGAAUGCGGUGCAGCUUAACGAUAGCUAGAAAGUUGUUUUAAAACUUAUGUUUUCCCCCAGGUAACAGAAAGGACGAACGAUAAAAGAUUUAAAAACAAUAAUAAUAGUAAUAAAGAUACCAGGGUUGCGGUUAAGAUGAAUAUAAAUGAGGGGAAUGCUGGUUACCAACUGAAAUAUAAGGUUAGAGAAACAUGUCCAAACAUACCGAAGGCAGGGAAACUGAUACCUGAGGGAGACAGGGCUGAGAGCUGCUUACAAGAAGUGCCAAGGCCUCCAACCCCGCCUGUGGUUAGGAAAUACCGCAACAGCAUCCGUCCAGAACCAGGAGCUAUCAGAGUGCACCAGGGGAAGGCAAAUGAUCCAGAUGUCGCCAGCACCCUUGUUCAUGGCAUCAGAACCAAAUCGUCUCUCACUGGUCAAAGCUUGGUAAAUCCUCCCCAAAAGACCUUGUUCCAAAAGAAGUUACAAGACCUGAGUGAAGCACGGUACGCCUCCAGUCGAAAAGCACCGGUGGGCAGGUCACAUGAUCCGCAUGUUACACUUCCCAGCUGGUGUAACGACAAAACUACGUAUGGUGUGAAAAUGGUUCGAGGGUUGGAUGUGCGUGAGAUUAUCAACCCUUCAAAAAAAUCCGAGGAGGUGGAGACAGAAGCUCAGGAGGGACACGAGGCUUACAUUCGUAGCCACAACGCCUAUUUUGUUGGUGAGCGGAUCGACAGGAAGUACAACUUGAGUCACUACAGUAAAGACAACAGGUUUGGGAUCCUCACACCUCAUUUCAAUGAUGGCCGUAAUCUUGGCAAAACUCUCCACUGGCUGGGGGAGACACAGAAGUUUUACAAUCCAAAUACAGUUUGGAAGAGGUCUGGGAACAGGGAAAAGAUGGCGUUGCAACUUGACAAAACAAACAUUAGGAGAGGAAAUACCUUGAAUGUUCCACCGGAUCGCACCUUUGGAAUUCUCUUGACGGCAGAUAAAUUUGGGGUUGGAGAAGUAAUCCACUCCACGGAGCCAGGUCAGUAUGUGAGAGGCCGAGACCGUCAGCGCAGUCUGAUCAACGCAGUGCAACACCACCUCAAGAAGGUCAACUUUCACCACUUCCCCUCCCUGCUGCAGGCGUUCAGACAUUACGACAAGAAAGGCAAGGGGAUGAUUGACAAAGAGGACCUGCAGGCAGUGUGCCAACAGUUCCAACUGGGCGUGAGUGAGCCGGUCCUGGAUGACCUGAUGGACCACUGUGACACAGACAAGGACGGACUAAUCAACUUCGUGGAAUUUGCUAAUUUCCUCAACUGGAAGGACAAGAUGCCCAUCAACAGUCGAGAGCAACGCAUUAUGAUGAACGAGCGUCAGACCAACACAGCUCCAGCCAACAUAGAGGGGAAGUCUUCAUCAGAAUCAGCGCAGCUUCCUGACUCUCAGGCAUUGAUUAAGCCCGAGGACCUGGAGCCUGUUGAGCCAGGAAGCUCUAAGAAGACUGUGAGGACCCUGAGGCGACUCAGGGCAGUUCCAGAUCACUUCGUUACCUCCUCCUCCCUCAUUGGGGUUGUCAGUGAUGGUCCGCUCACAUCAAACAGCCGCGCCUACGGCGUCCCGUCUGUGCGCUCCGACCUCCCACCUCCACGCAUAAAGAGAGUCAGUGACACUAACAACUACGGUGAUAUGUCCACCGCUGGAGAUCUUCUGCAUCCAUCAGUUCAUGCUAUUCAGGGUGUUCACGAGGAACAUUUCUUCUGUCCUCGCACCAAGAAGGAGAUUGCAGAGAUCUUCAGGAAUGUGGGUGUGAAUAUUUCUGAAGAGAUGUUCGAGGAGACCUGGAAGCUGGCGUCCAUGAAGCACCCGGCCGGGGAGGUUUGUGUCGAGGCUUUCCGUAACGUACUCAAGGAAAUAAAAGCAAUGUAACACUCGAGAGGUUUUAAUCGGCACAGUAUUUCCUCAUCAGUCAAUAUUUCUCUCACAGCUAGGAGGACACUUUUGACAUAAUGAAGAAUGGAUUUCUGUGGCCCAAAGUGUCUGACAACAAGUCAUAUAGGAGUAAACAGUCAUCUGAAGGGUGAUUGGCUGUUACAAGGUUUUAUGACACAAAAAAAGAUGUUUGUUACACUACAAUGCUCAGUAACCUCAAAGCAAAAAAAAGGUGUCUUUGUGUCUUUUGUAUUUGCAAGUGGGACACCCUUUUUAUAUGUCUACAGUCGGGAAUAUAACACAUUACUUGGUCAUUACAUUGUUCUUUGUGCCAGAAGUCUAUUUGCUGGUAGGUGUCCUAAUGAAAUACUAAAAACAUCCUCUGCAUGUAAUGUCCAUUACUCUAUUGCUAUUAUUCUGUUCAAAUGACAUAACCUGUUACUUUAUCAUGAUCGUGGUUAUGAAUCUGUAGAACAAUAAAUACAGAGAGGGAACACUCCAUAAAUGAACCCCUUUUUGAAUGGCUAA
Molecule: messenger RNA, 2460 nt
Organism: Dicentrarchus labrax (European seabass)
Lineage: Eukaryota; Metazoa; Chordata; Actinopteri; Moronidae
Gene: efhb
Product: EF-hand domain family, member B
Exons: 13
Coding region: 163-1929 (588 amino acids)
Molecular function (GO): calcium ion binding
Source: RefSeq, a predicted model, not a curated record